Etheostoma spectabile (orangethroat darter) is the source of this 2544-nucleotide messenger RNA. Its product is annotated as protein-glucosylgalactosylhydroxylysine glucosidase. Gene Ontology annotation, cellular component: cytosol. Bases 337 to 2430 code for a protein of 697 amino acids. Gene Ontology annotation, biological process: carbohydrate metabolic process. Gene Ontology annotation, molecular function: protein-glucosylgalactosylhydroxylysine glucosidase activity. NCBI's taxonomy places the organism in Eukaryota, Metazoa, Chordata, Actinopteri, Perciformes, Percidae. The record is from RefSeq and is a predicted model, not a curated record. The transcript has 14 exons.
GCAGCAUAGAGGGCUACAUGGCCUCCUCCUUCAGUUUUGAUACUCGACACUCCUAACUUGGACCCAUUUUAUCAGCAGCUUUUGAGUUCAUUGCUUUCAGUAGACGUGAAUUGUAAGGGGAAUUACAGCACUUAAGUUUUUUUUGUAAAAUAAACUUUAUAGAACAAGCAGUUUGGGAACAUCUGCAGGUUUUAUCUUCAAUUUGCUUCUUUUUUUCCAGAACUCUUCGUUGUAGCAGAAACAGAUGCGUCUUCCUGUUCAAAGCUAGGACCCUCUCAACAAACCCGGACUGCAUUGGAGAAAAGCAGACUUCCAAGUAAAGACUACCUCAUCACAAUGUCCUAUGACGAAGACCCUUACAUCUUCUCCAGCGACACUCUGCCCAGUGACCGGCGCUUCCUCCCUCCACUGGCCAACGGGCUUCUGGGAUGGAGGGUGUACAGCAAUACCAUGCACAUGGGUGGUGUAUAUAACGGGGAGGGUGGACGUUGUCACCGGGCAGAUGUUCCCUGUCCUCUCACUGUGAAGGUUGAGACAGAUGAGCCAGCCCAGCACACCUAUAGCCUGGACACCCACACAGGCAUUUUUACCCACACUCUGAGCUCAACAAGUGUAACAGUCACACAAUCUCUGUAUUCACACCGAUACUACCCCAACUUAAUGGUGAUGGAAAUUCUGUUGGUGCGUCAGAUGACUUCAGAGGAGCCAAUCACUGUUAGGCUGGUCAGUUCAUUCACGCCUCAGAGCAAAGACAUUGUUUUCGAGUCUGGUCCUGAUUACAAAGGAGGAAGUCACAUCCAAGGAAAAGUGACCACUGCUGAGUUCCCAGGAGGUUCCUGUCCCACAGUGCACCUUAUCUGGACCCACAUACCCCCCACUCUGACACUCGUUCCAGAGCAGAGCCAGGCUCGCUGGGGCUUCGUCCUGGUGGUGGCCAACAGUUUAGACACUGCUGAAGCCAAGUUUGACGAGAGCCUGAAUCUGAUAGCGACUGGAAACCUGCGUCCGUCUCAUGAGAAGGCCUGGAAAGAACUAUGGCUGGAGAGCCAGGUGGUGGUGGCAGGGUCAGAGAGACUCUGUAAGGCUCUGAUUGGCUGCAUGUUUUACCUCCUCAGUGCCUUUCCAUCCAUACAUGACACCUCCAGCUCGUUUGGUGGAGUCAGUCCAGGAGGAUUGUCUAAUGGUGGGGAUGGUCAGGACUACUGGGGUCACGUUUUUUGGGACCAGGACAUCUGGAUGUAUCCUGGCAUAGCCCUCUUCUACCCCAAGCUAGCCCGAGCUGUGCUAGAGUACAGGGUGGGAACUAUAGAUGGCGCAAAAGACAACGCCCAAAAGCAGGGCUUCAAGGGACUGAAGUUCCCAUGGGAGAGUGCAGUGUCAGGGAGGGAGGUGUGUCCAGAAGACAUUUAUGGACAACAAGAGAUUCACAUAAAUGGAGAUGUCACCCUGGCCUUCCAACACUAUCUCUACCUCACUGAGGAUCUGUCCAUGUUCACAGAGGGCCGGGGCAGGGAGGUGAUUUACGGUGUGGCUGAUUACUGGGUUUCUAGAGCAUCGUGGAACCCUGAGGAACAGAAGUACCAUCUCUUAGGUGUCAUGCCACCUGAUGAGUAUUAUUACAAUGUCAACAACUCUGUGUACACAAACACAGUGGCCAAAUUCAGUCUCCAGUUUGCUGUGGAAUUGGCUGACCGCCUUCAACAUCCUGCACCAAAGGAAUGGCAAGAAGUGGCCAAAAACCUCAAAAUACCUUUUGACCAAGAAGCCCAGUAUCAUCCUGAGUUUGAUGGCUAUAUCAAAGGUCAUCCAGUGAAGCAGGCAGACACAGUGAUGUUGGGUUAUCCUCUUGGAUUGCAAAUGUCCUCAGAGAUCAGGAGAAAUGACCUUGAAGCGUAUGAGCCAGUAACAGACCCUAAUGGUCCAGCUAUGACAUGGGGUAUGUUUGCAAUCGGCUGGCUGGAGCUGGGGGAGGCUGAGAAAGCUCAACAUUUACUAGAGAAGUGCUUCAAAAACAUCCAGGGACCGUUCCAGGUAUGGAGUGAAUCAUCAGAUGGCUCUGGUGCAGUCAAUUUUCUUACGGGAAUGGGGGGAUUCCUGCAAGCUGUGCUGUUUGGUUAUACUGGCUUCAGAGUUCAGAAGGAAUGCCUGGCCUUUUCCCCUGUUCUUCCCAAUGAUAUUUCUGAGCUCUGCAUCCGUGGUGUGAACUACCUGGGCAGUCAGAUGGACUGGCUGCUGAGGAAAGACGAAGUUUGUAUCAUACUGAGGGAACAAGCACACAGAGCUGGCAACAAUCAGUCCUGUGAUCUGCAGGUUAUCCUGAAGGCAUCGGGAAAUAAAAUCCCUCUCACACCAGGGAAUCCGGUAACUUUUCCUCCAGAGCCUGGGUGUGUUUGUAAACUGGCUGUGACAUCUUCCUGUUGGCCUCUCUGAUACGGAGACCAUGAUCCUCCUCAUCAUUCCAUCUACCCACUAUUAAAAAUAUGAUGAGCAAGUUGUUUUAUAUCUAAGCUAAGUUGUAUGCUGCCAUUCAUUUAGGGAACGAUG